UUUCUCUUCUCAUUGCGUUGUUACCUUUGAGUGCAGCUUCUGCAAUAAAAUAAAAUUUAAUAAAAAUCUUUGAAGAUGAGGGCUGUCUGCUUAACCCUAUUCCUCCUCUCAGAAGUUUAUGGCCGCAUUGAGGAGAGUAUAAUUCAGACCAAUGCCCUGGUGACAGCUCGGCUUGGAGAGAAUGUGACUCUCCAGUGUUUCUAUCCCGCAAGUAUCCCCAGUGUCAGCUGGUUUAAGCAGUCUCAUGGGCAGAUGCCCCAGCUUGUAGCAAUGAUAAUGCACACUGCAUCAGAUGCUAUAUUUGUCGAAGAUUUUAAAGACCAUAAACGUCUCCUGGCUACAGCAACAAAAGGGAACUUUAACCUGACUGUCUUGCAAGUAGAGCCAUCAGAUUCGGCAACAUACUACUGCGCCAUCGCACGGUUCGGUGAGAUUAAAUUUGGGAAUGGAACUAUUUUAAUGGUGAGAGGGCCAGAGUCCCAGAGCAGGACAGUAGUGCUGCAGCAGCCCGAGUCUGAGUCAGUGCAGCCAGGAGACUCUGUGACUCUGCAGUGUACAGUACACACUGAGACCUGUGCAGGAGCACACAGUGUGCACUGGUUCAGACCGGGCUCAGGAGAGUCCCCUCCAGGAAUCAUUCACACCCAUGGACACAGGAGUGAUGAGUGCCAGAGGAGCUCUGGGACUGUGUCUCCCACACAGAGCUGUGUCUACAACUUCCCCAAGAGGAACCUCAGCCUCUCUGAUGCUGGGACUUACUACUGUGCUGUGGCCACCUGUGGGGAGAUCUUGUUUGGGAAUGGGACAAAGCUGGACAUUGAGGUUUACCCAGGAGUUGUGACCUUCCUUUCCUGGCUGUCCAUCCUGAGGACCGGGGUUCUUUUUGGCGUUGUGACAAUAUGUGUCAUCAUCUACCAUUUCAGAAGGCCAAGCUAAGAUCAGAACCAUCAAGAUGAAGAUGAAUUACGCUGCUUUGACUUUCACCACCAAGAAACCCAAAGUGAGG
This is a messenger RNA of Conger conger (European conger), 1006 nucleotides long. RefSeq lists its product as uncharacterized. Gene Ontology annotation, biological process: response to bacterium. Lineage: Eukaryota; Metazoa; Chordata; Actinopteri; Anguilliformes; Congridae. The transcript is spliced from 5 exons. The record is from RefSeq and is a predicted model, not a curated record. Bases 76 to 936 code for a protein of 286 amino acids.